AUGGCCGCGCUCGAGAACGCCGCGCUGGACGGUACCCUGUUCAGUAACCGCAGCAUCUCGCCAUCGCGGCACUCGGUCGACAGCCGCGACGAGGAGGACAGCGAGGACGACCUCUCGCGCCCGUCGUCGCCACUGGCCGCGGCCCCACCAGCCUCGUCGCACCCAUACGCCUCUUCCCCGUCUCCGCGCCGCAAGGGCCCCAAGACGGGCCCCAAGGGCGUCAUCGCCGACCAGCGCAGCGCAAAGGCACACGCCGCUGCACAGUCGCGUGCCGAACUCCAGUCCACGCGGGCCAGGCAGGAGAAGGGCGCUAUCACUGCGUCGACGGUCCACGACGAGGAUGUCUUGCGGUCCAAGAUGGCCGAGACGAGGAUCACGGACCAGGAAAAGCGGGAAGAAGACGACCUCGAGGCGAAGUGGCGCGCUCAGCGCAUGACAACGCUCCAAGCUGGGCGAGGGGGGUUGCGCGAGAUUGGCGCGGCGACGUUCCUCUCCACGGUGGAGAGGAAGGGCUGGGCCCUGGUGUUGAUCUACGAGCCGGACGUGGACCGGUGUCUGCCUCUGCUUGCGGAAGCGACGCGCCUCGCGCGCACGGGCACCUGUAUCGUUCGCGCCCGUGCUGGCGCCCUGGGAUUCGGCAUGCCUGCGCGUGACGAGACCGCCGCUGUGGAACUUGACGAUGACGAUGGCGAGCGCGAGGCCGACCCCGACGUCCUGCCUACGCUCCUUGCGUACAGGGAUGGCGACCUCGAGCGGACAUGGGUGCGCGUCGACUUUGAUAUCGGCGCGGACGGGCUCAGGGGGUUGCUUGCUCGUGAGGGAGUCAUCUCGGACAUCGACGACGCUUCGGAUUCGGACUCGGAUUGA
Apiotrichum porosum is the source of this 867-nucleotide messenger RNA. RefSeq lists its product as uncharacterized. Lineage: Eukaryota; Fungi; Basidiomycota; Tremellomycetes; Trichosporonales; Trichosporonaceae. Bases 1 to 867 code for a protein of 288 amino acids. The transcript is spliced from 3 exons. The record is from RefSeq and is a predicted model, not a curated record.